Messenger RNA from Diatraea saccharalis (sugarcane borer), 2421 nucleotides. Lineage: Eukaryota; Metazoa; Arthropoda; Insecta; Lepidoptera; Crambidae. The record is from the annotation of a GenBank genome assembly.
AUGGUGCGGCAUAGGAAAGUUGGUCAUGUUCAGUUAAAGCACGGCAAUAACAAUGAAACGAGCAGCAGUUCAAAUAAUAGUGAAUCUUCUUUUGCUAGUCGGACGUUUAAAGUGCUUUCAAUAUGGAAAACCCUUGUGGGUUUUGUUUGUUUUCUGAUAGCAGUCUAUGUGGGCACAUUGGGUUAUUUGGAGACGAGAGUGAACACUCCUUUUGAUAAUGAAAAGGUCGUACAAGAGACUGGUUUGGAUGUACCACAGCGAUAUUGGGGUUCAUACAGGCCUGGAGUUUACUUUGGUAUGAAGAGUCGGGAACCCAAGUCACCUGUUUUUGGUCUCAUGUGGUAUGAUUUAGCAGCUGUAUCACAUAAAGGAAUCAGGCAUUGGUGUGACCAGAAUGACAACCUGCCUUCUUAUGGUUGGCUUCGUCAUGACGGAAUCUCAUUCGGUGAGCAGUCCAUAUCGGACCCACCUCACACUAUUGUCACUUCAUUUGUGAAAACAACUGGUGGUGCUCAUGGGGGUCAUUGGACUGCAAGAAUAAAUAUCACCGCACAGAAUAAUGCUAACAGUCACUUCAUGUUGAUAUGGUAUGGAGCCCUGGAUGAAUCUCUAGGACCUGAGUCUUCCCGUCUGUGGGUGGAGGGGGGAGCCUUAAUGGGGCACACGCCGCAGUUGGACCACUUCAGGGUCACUCUGGUACCGCAAAAAGGAAAGAUAAUACAUUCUGCGUACUCGGAGGCUCACGCGCCAGGCCUCCAUGUGUUGAAGGAGAAAUUCUAUUCCUUGUUGAAGGUACAGAAGCAUCCGGGCUUCGGUCGCGUAGCAGUUGUUGGACCUGACGAAGAACUGGAUGGAAAGGACAAGGAAGUGAAUUUUGUUCCGAUCCAACUAUUGGUGGAGACUCCGUUCGUUUUAGACGUGGUGUAUACAACGGAGGAUCUACCUACUCCUCCGCUGCAAGGUCAUGAUUAUCAGAAAGCAUUGGAUGAAAAGAAGAAAAUGUUCGAUGAUAAAUUUGAGAAUACAUUUAAACUACUUGAGAAGGGUUAUCCGGAAGAAGAUGUGUCAAUAGCCAAAGCGGCAUUCUCCAACAUGUUGGGGGGUGUUGGUUACUUCUAUGGUGCGGGACGCGUCCAAUCUCAGUACACUAGGGAACCUGUACCGUAUUGGCGCGCGCCUUUAUACACCGCCGUGCCGAGCAGGUCUUUCUUUCCACGAGGGUUCCUAUGGGAUGAGGGUUUCCAUGGGUUACUCAUUGGUCGCUGGUCAGUUGACAUUCAGAUGGAUAUCAUAGCUCACUGGCUGGACUUGAUCAACGUGGAGGGCUGGAUACCUAGAGAACAAAUAUUGGGAACGGAAGCUUUGGCUAGGGUUCCCAAAGAGUUUGUUGUGCAGAGUAACUCAGCGGCCAACCCACCGAUGUUACUUAUACAGCUGGCGGGAAUGAUCAGAAGGAACCCGGAACUGUUCGCGCCAGAUACCACGCACAGGAGGACGCUGGAACGAAUGUAUAACAGGUUGAAGGCAUGGUACAAUUGGUUUCAAACUACACAAAAAGGUGAGGAGCCUACAUCGUACAGGUGGCGAGGAAGAGAUGAUGAUGAGCUACAAUUAAAUCCUAAAACAUUGACAUCUGGACUGGACGACUACCCGAGAGCUUCGCAUCCUUCAGACAUAGAGAGACAUGUCGAUCUUCGUUGUUGGAUGUAUGCAGCCGCCGAUAGUCUUUCACUAAUAGCGACCACCAUCGGGAAGGAUCCUGACAAAUUCGAUGCCGUACGCGCUGAACUUUCCGACGAAGAUCUUCUGAAUGAGUUACAUUGGUCACCUCAUACUCGCACGUAUGCUGAUUAUGGUCUUCAUACAGACGGUGCACGUCUCGUUAAAGUUAAUCCUAAGCACCCCAACGAGAGCCCUAAGAUGGUACGCGUCGUUACUUCACCACCCCAACCUAGACUUGUCACGUCCGCGUUCGGUUAUGUCUCAUUAUUCCCGAUGCUGUUGAAAGUGCUUAAGCCGAAGAGCGAGAAUUUGGGUAAAAUCCUGGAAGACCUGGACAAGCCGGGACUUCUGUGGUCUCCUUAUGGAUUGAGGUCUUUGUCAAAAUCUUCGCCUUUAUACAUGAAACGUAAUACGGAACACGACCCACCAUACUGGCGGGGCCAGGUGUGGGCCAACGUGAACUAUCUGGCGUUGUCCGCUCUCAAACACUACGCCUCCUCAUUGGGCCCACACUCGGCCCGUGCUGCGGAGCUCCACUCGAGACUUCGAGCCAAUUUCGUUCGUAACAUAUUGUCCGAGUAUAAGCGUACUGGAUACCUUUGGGAACAAUAUUCUGGUGAGGAUGGUAAAGGUUCUGGUUGUAGACCGUUCACUGGAUGGACAGGAUUAGUUACUCUUAUAAUGGCAGAAGACUAUUGA